Messenger RNA from Hypomesus transpacificus, 1720 nucleotides. Its product is annotated as kinetochore-associated protein DSN1 homolog. The record is from RefSeq and is a predicted model, not a curated record. Gene Ontology annotation, biological process: cell division; mitotic sister chromatid segregation. The transcript has 11 exons. NCBI's taxonomy places the organism in Eukaryota, Metazoa, Chordata, Actinopteri, Osmeriformes, Osmeridae. Gene Ontology annotation, cellular component: MIS12/MIND type complex. Bases 328 to 1335 code for a protein of 335 amino acids.
UCAGGACUACUUUGGAAAACAUGUUUCAUAGGUUAUUAUGUAGCUAGAUGUAUUUGUAAAUAUGAAUACAUUGUCCACUUCCCCAGAGAAGUCAAUAUUAGUGUAUGUGCUAUAUGACCAGUAAUAAUUAUACUGACAACUGGAGUAUACAUCAAAGGACUUCUGUUUAGAAUGGUUAUGACAAAGGCAAUGAUGUGCAGGUUUACGUUUGGUAAUGACCAGCGAGUAUUGUGAGGUGGCAAAGAACUACGGUUCCCAGCAUGCAAAGCUUUGUAAAGGGGUGGGGCUGUCUGGUUUGUUUGGGCGCGGGCAGAUUUGGAUCGAAAAAUGGCGGAGUGUGGAACAAAAGUUAACAGCGGAUGCGACACUGAUGAUGUCGAUAACCAGGGCAAGGAAAGUCCCCAGGGACCCAAAAGAGGCCGCUCUCAUAGUCCAAGUUCAGCUCCCCCACAGAAGUCCCCUCGCAUCCACUCUCCUAAAUCCUCCACCCUCCUGUCGGAGGCAACAGAGAAGCCUACGGAGCCAAGCACGGGAGAGGUGCAGGAACAGAACCCGGAGGGCGGUGUUCAGGGUGAUGGUACUUCCCUGAGUCCGAACUCCCGAAGGAAAUCCUGGAGGAGGUCUACAAGAGGCAGACGGUCCUUGCCUGCACUCUUUAACCCCUCCCAGACUCUCUGCUGUGCUAUUGACCCAUCCUUACCAGAGGAGGACAAGCUGGAGAAGCUUUUGGAGGCCUCUAUGAGACUAGCUUUACAGAAAACAAAGGACUCGCUGCAGACAUUACCCAAUGCUUGUCUGGAAUCCUUUCAAUCUCAAAUGGAGUCUAUACAAAAGGAAUGGGGUUGUCUGGCCAAAGACAUGAGCAGCAAGCAACCUCCAACAAACACUGCCAGGGACCCUGCUAUACAGAAGGCUAUGGAGCAAACCCAGAAGGCCAUCCACAGGUUGCAGGUUGAGAAUGAAUCUUGGGAGUCCCUGCUCAACAAACAUCGCAGCAAAGCAGACGAAUUGGCCAGACGGGUGGAGCAAGGCCAGCAGGGUGGUGUGCCGUUAGACCCGGCCUGUCUGUCUCAGUCCUCACAGAGCCAGAUCAUCCUCGGUAAACCUGACUACCAAAGUGUACUGUGUAGACAGCAGCCCCUACUGCACACUAUAGAGCUGGUGAUGGACUCUCAGUGUAAGAUGGUGAGGGAACUUCUAUCCAUCCAAGGACAAGGAAAGUUACUGGUGAAAGAGACCAGUAGUCAAGUGGCGUCUGAGGCGGGAUUCCAGCAUCUUCCCUCAGAUCCUCUCAGGAAUCUGCUGGCAGGUCCUGGUCCCACUUUGCUGUCCUAAUCACUAUUGCUUUUGGCAACUGACAACUCAUUCAUUUGACUGGUAUCAACACCCAGAAUUGUUCUUCGGGUUCAUUCUAUACUGCAAGGCCAGUCGUGUUGCUUCCAUGUCUCGUAUUUCUCUCUGCAUCUUCUGUUAGGGGAAUGUGUUUUGUAGUGCAUGCUGUUGUCCACCAGGGGACAAUACUACUCUUUAUUAAGGAUCCUAUACCAUUCACCUGCUUUGUAGAUCUCAUAUGAUUGGAUGUUUUGUUAAACUGUGCUUUUUCAACUAAGAUUAGCAUUAGUCAUAGAUUGUACUAAUCUAAAUUUUACCCUCCUAUAUUUUACCAAGUUGUUCUGUAAAUGUUUCAACUUUAUGAACAUAAAGAAUGUAUUUGAAAGAG